This is a messenger RNA of Zophobas morio, 2393 nucleotides long. RefSeq names its product zinc finger protein 431-like. Gene Ontology annotation, biological process: regulation of transcription by RNA polymerase II. The coding region runs from base 1 to 1986 and encodes 661 amino acids. Gene Ontology annotation, molecular function: DNA-binding transcription factor activity; RNA polymerase II cis-regulatory region sequence-specific DNA binding. The record is from RefSeq and is a predicted model, not a curated record. The transcript has 5 exons. NCBI's taxonomy places the organism in Eukaryota, Metazoa, Arthropoda, Insecta, Coleoptera, Tenebrionidae.
AUGUUCGUGAAAAGUAAAGCUAAAGGAGCGUGCUACGCGUUAUUUCAAGUGAGCGUGGAUUUUUUCAUGAAUAGCCCUAUAUGUUUCAUUACAGUAAACGCCUUCUUGACUGUGUCCCUUAAGUUGCAGCAGGCGGAAGUAAACAAAGUAGAGUCGCUCGAAAUAAACCAGACACGAUUAAACUCGGCCGAAGGAAAUAUAGUGGCCUUAUUUCACCAAAUCCAGCGGGAGCGCCUGCAGCUCCAGCUCCAACUCCAGAGCGAAAAAGCCGCCGCCCCCCAGUGCGAGCCGCUCACGGCGCCCCCCUUCGACGCCGUCCACCCGUCGAACGAGAACCAAGAGAACAGCAGCAACUCCAUCACUUGCGACGUGUGCGAGAAGAUCCUCAGCUCCCGCUCCAACUACAUCAGCCACCUCAAGACCCACAUCUUCGACAACUUCUGCCGCGUCUGCUGCAACAGCUACAACACGAAGUUCAAGCUCAACAGCCACUUCACGUGCCACAAGGCCGGCGAGGACUCCCCCCAGCAGUACGUCCAGUGCGACUUCGACAACUGCCAACAGAGGUUCCCCUCCAAGCUCCAGCUCCACAACCACAAGUACGCCCACUCCAACGUGGUCAAGUUCAAGUGCGAGACCUGCGGCGUGGAGUUCGUCAAGGAGGCCGCCUUCGAGAUCCACAAGCAGAAGCACCGAAAGCGGAUAGUGUGCAAGAUCUGCAAGAAGGAGUUCUCGAGCAAGAAGACGCUGAGGGACCACAAGAGGAUCCACACCGGGGAGAAGCCGUUCAAGUGCCAGGUGUGCAACCAGCGGUUCCGGUGCCAGAGCGGACUCAAGUACCACGAGGUGACGCACACGAACGAGAAGAAGUACAGGUGCGAGCUGUGCGGGGUGAGCUUCCUGAGGUCGAACUACCUGAAGGAGCACCUGAGGAUACACUCCAAGGAGAAGCCGUUCGAGUGUCCGCACUGCAACGAGAAGUUCAUACAGAUGGGGGUGCUGAAGCGGCACGAGCAGAGGAUGCACGUGACGUGCGACGAGUGCGGGGUGAUGGUGGGGAAGAGGGUGGACCUGAAGGAGCACAAGUGGACGUGUCAUACUCUGGUGCUGAAAAAUUAUCUAGUUUACGAGUUGUUAGUACACGAUUUGGAAAACUCUAGUUACCCGCCCCCCUUCGACGCCGUCCACCCGUCGAACGAGAACCAAGAGAACAGCAGCAACUCCAUCACUUGCGACGUGUGCGAGAAGAUCCUCAGCUCCCGCUCCAACUACAUCAGCCACCUCAAGACCCACAUCUUCGACAACUUCUGCCGCGUCUGCUGCAACAGCUACAACACGAAGUUCAAGCUCAACAGCCACUUCACGUGCCACAAGGCCGGCGAGGACUCCCCCCAGCAGUACGUCCAGUGCGACUUCGACAACUGCCAACAGAGGUUCCCCUCCAAGCUCCAGCUCCACAACCACAAGUACGCCCACUCCAACGUGGUCAAGUUCAAGUGCGAGACCUGCGGCGUGGAGUUCGUCAAGGAGGCCGCCUUCGAGAUCCACAAGCAGAAGCACCGAAAGCGGAUAGUGUGCAAGAUCUGCAAGAAGGAGUUCUCGAGCAAGAAGACGCUGAGGGACCACAAGAGGAUCCACACCGGGGAGAAGCCGUUCAAGUGCCAGGUGUGCAACCAGCGGUUCCGGUGCCAGAGCGGACUCAAGUACCACGAGGUGACGCACACGAACGAGAAGAAGUACAGGUGCGAGCUGUGCGGGGUGAGCUUCCUGAGGUCGAACUACCUGAAGGAGCACCUGAGGAUACACUCCAAGGAGAAGCCGUUCGAGUGUCCGCACUGCAACGAGAAGUUCAUACAGAUGGGGGUGCUGAAGCGGCACGAGCAGAGGAUGCACGUGACGUGCGACGAGUGCGGGGUGAUGGUGGGGAAGAGGGUGGACCUGAAGGAGCACAAGUGGACGUGUCAUACUCUGGUGCUGAAAAAGUGACUCGAUGUUGCGGAGUUUUGCGUUUUCGUUUUGGAAAACAGUGAUAUAUGUAUUUAGUUACACGUUUCAGGGAUUUUUCGUUUUUGUACAAAGCUGGAUGUCUCGCUGUGUGCUGAAAUAUAUGAUGCGGCUGUAACGAACGACUGUUUUAUGGACACCCUCACACAUUUUAUCUACCAGCAUCUGGGGUGAACACUCUAUCGCUCUAAAUUCCGCCAAUUCUUAGUUAUCUAGUUUACGAGUUGUUAGUACACGAUUUGGAAGUGUUGUUUACCUCUCGGAGCACACCUAUAAAACCCUUAAUAGAAUAGAGUACGAAACAAGCGGUCUGCGGUUUCCGUCCGUCUGUCUGUCUGAUUGUUGCGAUCUCCAAAAUUUACAACACUUUUAUAAAAAUAAAAAUUGUG